Messenger RNA from Capsella rubella, 1752 nucleotides. RefSeq names its product probable mannan synthase 15. The record is from RefSeq and is a predicted model, not a curated record. The transcript is spliced from 10 exons. The coding region runs from base 39 to 1661 and encodes 540 amino acids. Gene Ontology annotation, molecular function: mannan synthase activity. Gene Ontology annotation, cellular component: Golgi apparatus. NCBI's taxonomy places the organism in Eukaryota, Viridiplantae, Streptophyta, Magnoliopsida, Brassicales, Brassicaceae.
UAAAAAUUCUAAAGUCACUGAACUCAAAAUAAAGAAACAUGUUACAGCUUCUGAAGCCUCUUCUUUUCCUAUACGAUUCAUCUCUUGCCCUCCUCUCAACAAUGUUCCAUGGAGGAGGUCUUAAAGCAUCCAUGAAUGGUGUUGGGAAUGGGAUAAGCAUGAACACUAUGUGGAAAGAAACAAAGAGUACACUCAUAGUUCCAAUGUUUAAGUACAUAGUGGAUGUGUGUUUGAUCCUCUCCCUCUUAGUUUUCGUAGAGUGGGCUUACAUGAACCUUGUAGUACUCUACGUCAAGUUGUUUAACCGCAAACCUGAGAGAGUCUACAAAUGGGAGGCAAUGCAAGAAGAUAUGGAGCUUGGUCCUCAUCAAAACUACCCAAUGGUUCUUGUCCAAAUUCCCAUGUACAACGAACGAGAGGUCUUCGAAUUAUCUAUAGGUGCUGCAUGCAGACUGAUAUGGCCAUCCGACCGCCUAGUUAUUCAAGUUUUAGACGAUUCCACCGAUCCAGCCAUCAUGGAACUGAUAAGGAUGGAGUGUGCAAAAUGGGCAUCUAAAGACAUAACCAUACACUAUCAGAGGCGAGACAACAGAAAUGGCUACAAGGCUGGAGCUCUUAUGCACGGCAUGAGGCAUAGCUACGUAAAGCUUUGUGACUAUCUUGCCAUAUUUGAUGCUGAUUUCCAGCCCGAGCCAGAUUACCUCCAACGCGCUAUCCCAUUUCUUAUCCACAACCCUGAGAUCGCUCUUGUCCAAGCUCGAUGGAGAUUUGUAAACGCGAACACAUGCUUAAUGACGAGGAUGCAAGAGAUGACUCUGAACUACCACUUCAUGGCUGAGCAACAAUCUGGAUCAACAAGACAUGCUUUCUUUGGCUUUAAUGGAACUGCGGGAAUAUGGAGAAUCGCGGCGAUGGAAGAGGCCGGAGGAUGGAAAGACCGAACGACCGUAGAAGAUAUGGACUUGGCCGUUCGUGUUGGUCUUCUCGACUGGAAAUUUGUGUUCAUCAAUGACCUUGAGGUGAAAAGCGAGCUACCAAGCAAAUUCAAGGCUUUUAGAUUCCAGCAACAUCGAUGGUCGUGCGGUCCAGCCAAUCUCUUCCGGAAAAUGACGAUAGAUAUUAUUCACAAUAAGAGAGUGAAGAUUUGGACGAAGUUUUACGUGAUCUACAGCUUCUUUUUCCUAAGAAAGAUCAUUGUCCACUUCUUCACUUUCUUCUUUUACUGUGUCAUUCUUCCUACAAGUGUCUUCCUUCCCGAAGUUCAAAUCCCUACUUGGUCAACUAUAUACUGUCCUUCUAUCCUCACCAUCUUCGGCAUCAUCGCCACUCCAAGAUCGUUCUACCUCGUGGUCUUUUGGGUUUUGUUCGAAAAUGUAAUGGCUAUGCACCGGACCAAAGGAACUUUCAUUGGCUUAUUUGAAGGAGAAAGAGUCAAUGAAUGGGUUGUCACCGAAAAACUAGGAGAUACUCUUAAGACUAAGCUGCUUGCCCGGAAUGGAGGAAUUCUCAAAAGAGUGAAUUUGAAGGAAGUGAUGAUGGGUAUAUACAUAUUAUGUUGUGCUUGCUACGACUUUGCCUUUGGGAACGCAUUUUUAUAUUUAUACCUCUUCAUGCAAGCCACUGCUUUUCUCAUCUCCGGAGUUGGCUUUGUUGGAACCUAAUCACAUGCUGAAAAUAUAUGAAUUCAUUUUUUUAGCAUGAUGUUAAUAUGAUAUAUAAAAAAUGGGUGAAUUAUAUUGGGAGUAUAUUAUA